AUAUUCAUCAAGCACAGACUGAACAAGAACCUACAUAUACCGCGUAUAUAAAAAAUAUUAAUUAUAGUAUGGGUUGUGAAACUGAAUUUAACAACUCAAAUAAAGAAAAUAUAGAGCCCAUAUCUUUAAUAUCUUCACAUCAAGACAGCAAUGAUAAUAAUAGUGAUACAAGUGAGAAUAAUAACCUUCAUCAGUCAGCUUUGAAUGAAUUCCAGUGGUUCUGCCAUGAUCUUGAAAAACUUCUUGAGGAAAACGAUCCUGUAUUAGAUAAAAGUGUCGAGUUAAUGGCAACAAUCAUCAAUGCGGAGGUAAAAGAAUCAGGGUACAGGUCGCUGCAACUGCUAGGCGUAGACAAGGAUCAAGCCAUAGACUUAAAAAGAUAUGACAAGGAAGACCAAGGAACUACAUAUAUAAUAAUGUGA
Messenger RNA from Ambispora leptoticha, 422 nucleotides. Lineage: Eukaryota; Fungi; Glomeromycota; Glomeromycetes; Archaeosporales; Ambisporaceae. The record is from the annotation of a GenBank genome assembly.